AUGACGUCCCACAAUAAUACCAUUGGGCAAUCUCUCGUCUCGACAGACCAAUCCUUAGCAUUGACAAACGAAUCGCUAUCGCAAGUGGAUACAUGUUCCAUAUCGUCAGACGACCAUCAGGAGCUGGAACGCACCACAGCUCAGCAAUAUGUCAAUACCGAUGAGCAUGCCUUCAGCCGGCGGAAAAGAAACCUAUGCGUGUGUGUGGCGUCCGCCGCGGCGCUGUUGUCACCAUUAGCAAGCAAUGUCUAUCUUUCUGCGACAGUAAAGAUGUCUGAGGAGGUUGGCGUGCCAAUCCACAAAAUAACGUUGACCCUGACCAUAUAUAUGGUGGUACAAGGAGUAUCACCGUCGUUUUGGGGACCCCUCUCCGACGUGAAAGGCAGGAGACUGGUCUUCUGCUGCACAUUAGUGCUGUACCUGAUUGCGAACAUCUGCCUGGCUGUGACAAGGGAUUACGGCAGCCUUGCCGCAUUUCGAGCGCUCCAAGCUGCAGGUGGAGCAGCGACGAUCGCCAUAUGCUCUGGUGUGAUUGGAGAUAUUGCGAGUCCAGCGGAGCGGGGAGGAAUGAUUGGGAUGUCCAGUGCUAUCCGACAAGCGGCACAGUUCCUUGGCCCCGUUGCCGGUGGGAUAAUUACACACUAUCAUGGUGUUCGCGCCAUCUUCUGCUUCUUAGCCAUGAUUACCUCGGUGGUACUGUUAAUGGUCGUGGUUUUCCUGCCCGAGACCCUUCCUCCGAUCGCUGGCAAUGGAGAUGUGCGGCUGCACGGUAUACAUAAGCCUAUUAUGUAUGCAUUCAAAGCACAACCGGAUGUCUUCAAGGAGCACAGCCAAAUGCCAUCAAAGCCAUUUACACUCUCAUCCCUCUGGACGCCGAUCUGCUUGCUGACACAACUCGAUGUUUUCAUCGUGAUGUUUUAUGGCGGGAUCAUAUACACGAUCCACAACAUGGUCACCGCGUCCAGCACCGGACUGCUGCAACCGCGCUUCAAGCUCACAGAUGUACAAACCGGGCUGAUAUUCCUUCCGAACGGUAUAGGUGUCAUCGUUGGUUCGUUUGUCUGGGGAAACGUUCUCGACCGGAAUUGGAAGACGUACGAUAGUAAGCAUGAAUCCAAUGACCAGGAGCUGCUGGAGAAAAAGUCGGGAAAUGGCAGGUUUAAGCCCGUUCACAUGGAGCGUGCCCGGCUGCGUCACUCCUGGUGGUUACUACUCGGUUUUGUUGCCUCUGUAUGCGGGUAUGGCUUUGUACUCAAGGCGGCACAUCUAGCUGUUGUGCUCGUUAUGCAGUUCUGCAUCGCAUUUACUGCACAGGCCGUGUUCGCUAUGUGUUCCACCAUGUCGAUUGACCUCUUUCCACAAGCUGCGGCUAGUGUGACUGGGCUCCAGAAUCUCGUACGGUGUACCUUGGGAGCGGCUGGCGUUGCUGUGGUAGAUCUGAUGCUGGAACGGUUCGGGCCAGGUUGGACUUACAGUAUCUGCGCCAUUGUUGCUUGUGCUACUAGUCCAUUGUUGGUCUUUUGUUGGAUGCGGGGAGCGAGCUUGAGAGAGAAGAGGGCACAGAAGUUGAAAGAAGAAGAGAGGAUGGGAAGGGGAAGAGAAACGGAGCGUGUGAAAGUUGUUUUAGAGGUUGAGUGCGAACAUGCACCAUAA
Messenger RNA from Truncatella angustata, 1653 nucleotides. Its product is annotated as major facilitator superfamily domain-containing protein. The transcript has 2 exons. The record is from RefSeq and is a predicted model, not a curated record. Gene Ontology annotation, molecular function: transmembrane transporter activity. NCBI's taxonomy places the organism in Eukaryota, Fungi, Ascomycota, Sordariomycetes, Amphisphaeriales, Sporocadaceae. Gene Ontology annotation, biological process: transmembrane transport. Bases 1 to 1653 code for a protein of 550 amino acids.